GAGUUUUUUGCUCGCUGUCAUGCUGAGAAAUUUCGUCUGGUGUUGGUGAAGCUUGUGAAGUAUCGAGUUCUUCUCAUUCCUCGAUUAUAAGAACUUAUCCCUUUAAUCCGCUUCGAAUGGCCUCCGACGUCACGAAAGCCGUAGUGCACGGAGGUUGCAUGAAAGCUUGGCUCGUUCUUGGUGGUCCCGGGAUGACAUUCACGCCACCGACUUUCGCUUCACCACUACGAAACACGGCUUGCCGAGCUCUAAUCAAUCAAUUUUUGCCAUCAAUCAGAUUAGAUUAGAUUGAUACGUCCUGCGAAUCGCGAGUACCCGGCGACAGAUGGCUUGAAGCUAAAGCAUCACUACGAGGCUUAGGGUAGGAGUCUGGCGAUGCAGAUGGUGAACAAAAGACGUUACAAUUAAACCGAUGCAACGACUCGUUGGGUAUGAACUUGGGUGCAUAAUUGGCAAUGCAAUGGGGAUUACUAUUUUUGUACGGCCGAGCGAAGCAGAGCGGUAAAUCACUUGGUUUGAUGUGUCGAGUUGAUCGAAUACACGAAUUUCCAGUGGUUUGCUUGCAUGCGCCACCGAACAGGCUACGAUACGUGCCAUCACAAGCUGGAAGGCAGAUUCCAAACGGUGUAAUCAGAACCCAGGUGAGUUAUUAACUGUGACGCGAGGCUGUUUGGUAGAAUUAUGGCUCGAAUGGAAUGUCUACGAAGCCAUGGUCACGCAGCACCUAGAGAGUUGUUGACUCUUGGUCGCGUAACAGCGCAACACACGCGACGGAACCGCAUGCUCGACAAACGCCUCCAUCAGUCCCCCACGCGAACAAACGUAGAAGUAACUUGACUUUUGAGUCUUUGGAAGCGAUCGGAAAGAAGUACUUUGCUCGAAUCACUUGAUUGCGCAAACUGCGGCCUUCUUCCAGCGCUACCGCCGACCACAUCACAAAUGCAGGUCGUCACCAGCUGCCCCCACGAUCAAUUGGACCGUUGCGCAAGCUCUCGCAGCAUCACGAGGAGGUGAAUGGAAAAUAUUGAAGCAAACAUGACCUUGCAAACACAAUUCAAUGCGCAAGAAAAAAGAAAAAAAAAGUAGCCGAAAUACUGUGCUUCGCAGGCCUUGUUGCGAUCGCGAAAGCCCCUGCUUGGCCAGCGCCCCCUCAGCUUUCGCACCGCAUCACGCUCUCACUUUUGUUUUCAGCCGCUGAUUCAAGAGUUGAUCUAGGGCCUCGAUGCAUAUAUCGCUCAUUGUUCAUGCCCAAUCACGGGGCCAUUGACUCGUGUGUGAAUUCGAUAUCAUUCUUGUCGAGGCGAGAAAGGCGCGGUCUCGGUUCGGAGGGAAACAGUGGCUUGCUUGCUCCCAACUACCGAUAGCACCGGGACAUGCUUGUCAGCCAAGAGAGCCACAUUUGGGCGUAAGUGGAAAAAGGAAAAACACAAACCGUUGCCAAGGCAGUGAGAUUCACGUUUACAUGGUGUUUUUCGGCCCUUGCAAGUAUUCUGUUGCGAGUCUUUGAAGGCGCAGUGAAUGAAGUUCUGCUGGAGCUCCUUGGCCCAGCCUUCUUCACGUCAGAGCUGGCAGUGAUCAUCCCCCAAGCUCUUGGAAAUGUCAUAGCUCCCAUGAAAAUUUUGCUCAACUGUCCGAUCUCGGUGCUACGCUAGCAUCAUGCACGAUCAUGAAAAAGAAAUUCCUAGAAUGCAGCAUGUGAUGCAUGAUUGCCAUGUUUGCCCUGGAUUAUCAGAUGUGAUUGAUUAGAUUCUCAAACGGUUCAUUCCGUAGCUCGACGCCAAAGCGACCAGGUGCCACGCGCUGGAGGGGGCGUGCCAGCGAUCGAGGAGCAGGGAUCUUUUCAACUGAACCCUUCUGGAACUCUAACGCCGGCUUGGGUCACAUUGCACCAUUUUUUUAUCUGAUCUGAACAGAAUCAUCAAAAAGUGCUGGCCAUUGAGCAUCCUCGGCUUCAUCAGAUAAACCCUGCCGGCCUGUUUUUAUCACCGAGUGCAACACAUAAACGCAUACUCACCGAAGCAUACACCAUCCACAAUCCUUCAGCAAAUCGAUCGCCAUGGCGCAACACACGUUCAAUCGCCAACCACCAGCCCAAAGCUAUGGCCUCGUGUCAUUCCCAGCACAACACGUUAUGCUCAUGGUCUUCAACCGACCCAAAGCCCUCAAUGCAAUGACCAGCGACGCAGAAUAUGAGCUCGAAGCUCUCUGGGAGUGGUACGACGACGAGCCCUCACUGCGCUGCGCCAUCGUCACAGGCGCUGGGCGUGCAUUCUGCGCUGGCAUGGACCUCAAGGAAUGGAACCAGAUCAAUCAGCGCAAACGAGACGGAAUUCCCGAGAAGAGACCCAUGGACCCGCCCACGACGGGAUUUGGCGGCCUUUCGCGUAGGAGCGGAAAGAAACCCAUUAUCGCCGCUGUAAAUGGUCUGGCGAUGGGAGGCGGUUUCGAGAUCAUCGCCAAUCUGGACCUCAUUGUCGCUGCGAAGAGCGCUACCUUUGCUCUUCCUGAGGCUAAGAUUGGUGUCGUUGCUAAUGCAGGCUCUCUACCAAGACUAGCAAGAACAAUUGGUCGCCCGCGCGCCACUGAAAUGGCUCUCACAGGGCGGAGCAUCAGUGCUGCAGAGGCCCGCGAAUUUGGCUUUCUCAACGCCAUUACUGAAGACGCCCCACCGGACAGCGAUGUGCUGGAGCGACCAGUGGUGCAAAAGGCGCUGGAGUACGCUGCGCUCAUUAUCAAGAAUAGCCCCGAUAGUGUUAUUGUGUCUCGUGCGGGUAUCCUUGCGGGCUGGGAGCACGGGAGUGCUGAGAAUGCAGUCCGGGUGCACCGUCAGACGUGGGACAAGAUCAUGGCUGAUGGGCACAAUUUCCACGAAGGCGUGCAGGCCUUUGUGGAGAAGAGGGCUCCGAGAUGGGUGGAUAGUAAGCUAUGAUGCAUUGCAGUGCAUUUAUGAGGCAUUUUCUCUCCAUAUUUUUGUUUAGUAUAGAGCCCGACAUACUUAAUUCACAUUAGAGCUAGCCACGGCGGUUUCAGACACUGAGAAGUACCUUACAGACGGGUUCAAAUUGUUCAGUGGCUUGUGGUGUGACGCCAUGGCCAGCAAGCUCGUGUGGAGAAUUCACUGAUCCUUGUCAAUCUGAUCAGAUAAUGAACUUAUCAAUCACCCCACCACACGAAAAGAAA
Fusarium odoratissimum NRRL 54006 is the source of this 3180-nucleotide messenger RNA. Its product is annotated as enoyl-CoA hydratase. Gene Ontology annotation, molecular function: enoyl-CoA hydratase activity. Bases 2057 to 2929 code for a protein of 290 amino acids. Gene Ontology annotation, biological process: fatty acid beta-oxidation. Lineage: Eukaryota; Fungi; Ascomycota; Sordariomycetes; Hypocreales; Nectriaceae. The transcript is spliced from 2 exons. The record is from RefSeq and is a predicted model, not a curated record. Gene Ontology annotation, cellular component: mitochondrion.